Messenger RNA from Drosophila arizonae, 1525 nucleotides. It is a transcript of the gene Spn88Ea, whose product is annotated as Serpin 88Ea. The record is from RefSeq and is a predicted model, not a curated record. Gene Ontology annotation, molecular function: serine-type endopeptidase inhibitor activity. Lineage: Eukaryota; Metazoa; Arthropoda; Insecta; Diptera; Drosophilidae.
GCAAAUGUUUAAGGCGUUUAAGUAAGUCGUGUGUUUUGUGAGUGCGCAUAAAUUAAACAAAGCUUAUCAACCAAAAAAAGAGAAUGAAGGUGUUUUUAUCGCUGAUGAUGCUGGUGGUGCCGGCGUGGCUUAACGCCGAAUUGUGUGGCACACCAACCGAUGCCAGCAUGUCGUCCCUGCGCUCCGAUUUGUAUCGGGGCCAGCAGGAGUUCUCGGUGGCCAUGCUGGAUGCCAUACGGAAGGCGACGCCCAACGAGAAUGUGUUCUUCUCACCCUACAGCACCUACCACGCCCUGUUAUUGGCGUAUUUCGGUGCCACCGGCGAGUCUGAGACGGAGCUGGCCAAUGUGCUGCGCCUGAACUGGGCGCCCAACAAGGAGGCGGUGCGCAGUGCCUAUCGCACUGAGAAGAAGUUGCGUGAGGUGCGCACCAAGGAGAUGCCACUGGAGUUCGCUUCCGCUGAUCGCCUCUACUUUGACGAACGCAUCAAGCUGGCCGAUUGCCUGGAUUCGCGUUUGCACGAUGAAAUUGUCCAGCUGAACAUCAAGGAUAAUGUGGAGGAGACGCGUCAGCAGAUCAACUCAUGGAUCGCUAAUGUCACACACGAUCAGAUCAAGGACAUGAUUGCCUCUGGCGAUAUCGAUUCCCAAACUCAACUGGUGCUGGCCAAUGCUGCCUAUUUCAAGGGCCAGUGGUCCAGCCGCUUCAAUGCGGACAAGACCCAGCAAAUGCCCUUCUAUACGUCCAGCGAGAAGUAUUCGUUUGUGCCCAUGAUGAAGCAGAAGGGCAACUUCCUGCUGCAUCCGGAUGAGCGCCUGGGCGCCCACGUUCUGCAGCUGCCGUACAAGACAUCGAUGAAGGAGGACGAUGAGAAUUCCGAUAUAUCUAUGGUCAUCAUAUUGCCUGCCUUCAACAAUGAUGCGCUGGAGCAAGUGCUGUCCAAGCUGAAUGCCGACACGUUAGACGCGUCGCUUAAGGAAGCUUCGAUGCGCGAAAUCGAAGUCUCGCUGCCCAAAUUUGAGUUCGAGCAGCGUCUGGAGCUCUUGCCGAUCCUGGGUCAACUGGGCGUCAAGCAGAUCUUCGGCUCUACCGCCAGUUUCAACGACUUCAGCACCGAGCAGCAGUUGUCGUUCGGCGACGCCAAGCACAUGGCCAAAAUCAAGAUCGAUGAGGAGGGCAGCACAGCGGCUGCUGCUACAGUCUUGGUCAGCUUCCGAUCGGCCCGGCCAGUGGAGCCAACCAAAUUCGAGUGUAAUCAUCCGUUCGUCUUCCUGAUCUACGAUCACAAGUCGAGCGCUGUUUUGUUCACGGGCAUCUAUCGUGAUCCCAAGACAAUGAAGUGAAAUGCCACGCCCAACCAUUUAAGGCUCGUGUCAACUAUGCCAGUGCAAAAGUAAGCAUGUGUGUGUAUUCGACUCUUGUUAUCUUAUAAUCCCUAACCAAAUUUCGUCUCGAAUAAGCACAAGUACCUUAAAAGCGUUUAAUUGUAUUUGUAAAAUAAAUUAUAUAAACAAACCUUAUAUUC